This is a messenger RNA of Paramecium tetraurelia, 1362 nucleotides long. RefSeq lists its product as uncharacterized. The record is from RefSeq and is a predicted model, not a curated record. The transcript has 5 exons. NCBI's taxonomy places the organism in Eukaryota, Ciliophora, Oligohymenophorea, Peniculida, Parameciidae.
AUGUAUAAUAUUCUCCUACUUGUAAGCAUUAUCGCAGUUAUACAAUCCAAGCUUAAGGUUAUUAGGCCAUCAAACCUGAUUAAUGAGAAAAUUGAUUAUAGCAUAGCCAAUUUUGGAAUUAUACCAUUUGGACAUCGCUUGAUGGGAGCAGUGGAUUUGGCUUAUCCACCAAAUGGAUGUGAUGAGCUAACACCUACUUAUGGAGCUCAAUUUAUUAUGAUUGAGAGAGGAGACUGCACAUUCGUAACUAAGGUUAGGAAUGCUGAGAGGGCUGGGUAUUAAUUGGCAAUUAUUGGGAAUUACAAUGACGAUCCCAUUAAAUCUGACUUUGCUAUGGCUGAUGACGGCCAUGGAUAUUAGGUAUCAAUCCCUUCCAUAUUCAUUACAAAUAAACACUUUACUCUGAUAAGAGAGAGGGCUAAGGUAAACAGAGUGGAGGAUUCAAAUGAUGAGAAGAUCAUGUUGCUUUUAAAAUUCGACGUUGUCAAAUCGGACAAUCUAUCAGUGAUAUUUGGGUUGAACAUUCAAGAUAGAGAAUCCUUCAGAAUCAUUGAUGAAUAUGAACCAUACUACACCCAAUUGAAGGAUCAAAAUAUUAAUUAUACACUCGUCUACUCUAUUAUGAGUUUUAAUAAUGAAGUCGAUGGUGUCUAGCAACCAAAUUCUGAUUGCAUUUGUUAGAAUAAAUAUUGUGCAUUCGAUCCUGAUGGAGCAGCCAUUGGAACUGGCAGAGACGUUGUCUAUGAAGUAUUAAGAUAACUUUGCAUAUUCGAAUUGCACCAAUAGAAAUGGUUUGCUUAUAUGAACCAAUUCAAUUUCAAAUGUACCAAAUCUCAAGCAUACUCUGUGUGUAGUCAAUAGGUGAUGGACAUAUUGGAGAUCCCUAAAAAUGAGAUUCAAUAAUGCUUCGAUACCUCAUUUCUUGAUGUUUAAACUAACUAAUAGACCAGAAACGAAUCUAAUGCAUACAACUACAGAUUAGACCACUAAUUGUACAUCUACAAGGCUGCAGGAAUUAAUGGGUUCCCAUCAGUUCAUGUGAAUUCAUUGGCUUACAGAGGAUAGUUCUCAGGAAGCGGAAUUUUCGGAGAGAUCUGCAACAGUUUUCAAACUACUCCUUCUUAAUGUAGUUCACAAGUUGAAGGAUAUACACCUCCAGUAAUAGAUGAUUCGAUUGCUCUAUAUAUCUUAGUAAUAACUGCUUCUGUUGUGUUCUUCCUAUUGGUUGGUUUUUUCAUAUUCAGAAAGGUGAUUGAGAGGGAUAGUAAGGUGGUCACACAGCCUCAAGUGAAUGAGAUGGUGAGUCAAUACAUUAAGUUUUACGAGGGCAAAGACAAACAAAAGGAAAGUGGAUCUAUUUGA